CUGCCCAUCCCGGCACGGGUCGCUCAAGUGACACAGGUGACAGCAUGUCCUCGCCUCACGGUCCGGCCUGUCCGUGCCACCGCCCGCAUUGUCCAGCCGAACCACUGGUGAUAGCAGCGCUCCAUUCGCCCUCACCCGCCAAACAACAAAAACACAUAGAUAACAAAACACCGAUGGCAUAGAUAGCAAAAACCUUCACAAAACCUACAUUAUAAAAUAUUGUAAUAUAAUGCAGCAAAUAAAAGCAGUAGACACGAGGUAUCAGUGGAAAACACCUUGAAUUUCACUAUAUUUUAUGUAUUUUUAAAAUACAUUGUAUAAUAUAUAGCAGAAUGGCAACAACAUCACAAUCCAAAGUUAUCAUUCAACCUAAAAAACAAUUUAUUUUUUCAUGGCAAAUUGAAUAUUUACCUAGUAAUCAUUACUGUUCAUGUUACUAUUACUACUCCUUAUGUUGCUAUUUAUGUUAUUAUACUAUAUGUUGGGCAUAGCUUAACAUGGAUUUGCUAUUAAUCACUCAGGAGGACCCAGACUAGUGCUGUGCUACCUCUGUUCUUUCAAGAUUCCUCUGAGUGUAGAAGUGUGAAGAAGAAGGGUAUGUGUUGCUUUUGUCUGUGUAUAUCUCCAGGUGUGGUGACAGGUGACAGACUUCUAAGCUUCCAAAGUUGAAAAGAGAGUGACUGGAUGCUUUACUUCACAACACACUGAGAUCAGAUGGUUCUGAAAAGCAAAACAGGCUGCAGUGUGACUGGGGAGGAAACCUGGCAUCCAAACUUGGACACCAAUCUUUUUACCCUUUGUGGAGAGCUACAGCUGGAAUGUUGUGACUGCAUGACAGUAAUACUGCUGUGAAAUAUUUAUAUUUGGGUGACAUGAUUCUGCUGAAGCUUUUCUGUCAGGCAAAAGGCCAUAUAAAUCACAGGAAAGGGACACAAAAAGAGAUAAAAUUGUAAAGCAUUUGUAAAGUAAUGAAAUUUUAAACUCAUGGCUCAGGUGAGGUGAUAGCUCUGUAGAUCCUAAGCAAAUUAACUUCUCUUCAAGGAAAAGAUUUAUGAGAUGGUGUGACAUCUUCCUGUAGUAAAAGCAUCCAGAGUGUGGCAGAGACACACUUUUUGGAAUCUCAACAGCCCAAGGGCUGAGUAAACCUUGUUGGUAUCCUUAUUUUGGCUGGAAAGUUUAAUACACCCAAGCCCAGCCCUGGGGCUUGUCGUGGCUCUGUGUGUUAGAAGCAAUCCGUGAGAGAGCAGAGCCCUGUUGUUUAAGCUGUUGUUAAGACAGGGGAAGGGCUUUAGGGAGCACUCACACAAGUGCUCAGCCACCAUCUGUAGGACUGGCAGUAAUCACAGCCCAGAGGAGUGGAGACUCAGAGGAAUUAUUUUAGUUAUUUCAGUUGCCCCAGGUUCAGCCAGAUGGGAUUGUGAAGUUGCUUGUUCAGUGCUAAACCUCUUGUGCAUGUAAAUGAGUUAAAGAUUCAGAUUACUUCUUUGGAGUGUUUCUGAUCACCAGGAAAUGAAACAUGGUACAGAAACAAGACCUCUCCAAGCAUGUUUGCAAAAUGCAACAUUUUGUAGAGGCUCAUUACCUGUUUUUUUUUUUAUUGGUGUGUUUGGCAUUUUAAAAAGGCAGUUUUUCUAAUGCAUAGCAAUUCCAUCUCGUGAUCUGAAACUCUCCAACUUUUUCCAUCACUAGUAAUGAUGAAUUCUAAUUACAUCUUAGUUGACAACUUUAUUAAGGAGCAGCUGACUAGAGCCCAUUCCUGCCCUAAAUAGGCAUUGUGGCUUGGAAGGGGUGACAAGAAGUAGAAAAGAGAGUUUUGUCAGUGAAGUGCAGCACAGCUUGUUUAUUUUCAGUAUGUUCCUUAACUGUGAGAGGUUUCCCACUCCUGAACUCCCUCCUCCUGCUACUGCUUUAUCUCUUCACAUGUGCUUUGGUGUUGCAGUUGCAAAGCUGAGCUGCACAGGGCAAGGAGGCCCCUCCAUUCUUGGCAUGCACUUCCAAAUCACCCCCAAAAGUACCAAAUGUUUUCCUCCACAUGCAGAAUAGCAAGGAUAGCUUGUCAUACAUCACUUUUCAAAACUGUUUACAUAAAUACAGUAUCUUUAAUCCAUCUGAUUACAGAGAGGCCAAAGUUUUAUUCUGUUUUCAUCACACUUUAAAUAAAUUUUCCCUUGAAGGCAUGUAUGUACGGACACACUGACUAGUUAAAGCUCAAGGAAACAGGAAUAUGUAGUUGAGCUUAGCAGCAUUGAACAGCUAAGUUACUCCUGUACCCUUAGAAGUGUUACUAUUACAUGUUAAGUCCUUUUGGUUGAGCAAACAAUUCUUCUGCCUACCAUGGGCACCAAGGUUAUAAUUUUGCUCUCCUACAUAAUGCUUUUUGCAUUUGCUCAUUGUUAGGUACAAAAGAGUUGGUGUUUAGGGAAAAAAAGCAGUGUUGAGGAUUGUUAUUAGCUGCUUUUCAUCCUGGAAUUCAAGCAAAGAGAUAUUUUCAGUUAACUUGCCAUAGACUUUCUUUUUUUAGGUACAAAACUACAUUAAAUAGAAUAUAAAUAAAAAUAAGACUGUGAUUAGUUUAGAAUUGAUCUUUUUUUCCUGCUGAGCUUUAGAGAAGUCUCUUCAUGCAUGAGUCUGUCAGUCUUUAUUUGCUUUGGAAAAAUUCAGGGAGCUGUAGGUCACAAAGAUUGAAGGGCACUAAGAGUGUUUUGGAAUUAUUUUUUUUUAAUGCAAGUUCCCAGAGAGCAAAUACAAUUAAAAAGUCAGUAACUGAACUUAGGGCUAUCAACAUAUAGCACCAGUAAUCUCUCCUGCACCCUCUUUCAACUCCACUCAUAUUCAAGAGUUAAUUCCUUAAUGAUACUAGUGACACUGUGGUGACAAACAUAGAAUUCUCAUAUGAGAAUAAUUCUGAAUAAAAAGGCAUUUCUAUAGUCUUCCUGAAGUGUUGCACAACCAGUGACUGUGUCAGUCCUUGUUCUAAAUCUUUCCCUAACUUGAGAAGUCAAAAGGUUACAUGGGGAGCCCAUAUUGCAGAGUGUCCCAGCCUUUCAGACUCAAUAAUUCUUCAUUUUUUCAAAGAAAAGCUAACUAAUGCAAAUUAGAUAGAUUUUUUUGAUUUAUUUUUGUUACUAUGAAAGCAUUUUUAAACUUACUUAUCUGCAUUAUGUGGGAGGAAUGCCAAUCUGAAUUGCACUCAACAUUUUUGUAAGUGUUCAAAAAAGCUGCACUGUAGGAGAAAUAUUUGCCUAUUUCAUAUGUGGAGCUAGAAUACAGUGAAUUCUGAAUCCAUUAGGAGAGGCAUUUUCAUGAUAGAUGCAGAAGUAUUGUCUGGUGUAAUUCUCUUGGCAAUUAUCUAUUUCAGUGUUGAUAAAAUAAGUCCUAUUUCUGCUUGACUGCUUAAUACAGUCUUCCAGUAAUUUUAGGAAAUGCUACUUUUAAAUACAUCUCCCAUCACUGAAUGGGGGAGGAACUGCAAAUUUGUGAGCAGCUUUAAACUUUUCUCAAAGAUGUUUUGAUAUAUGGUGAAAUAAUCUAUUAAUGAACGUUAAUUAUAAAGGGAAACCAAGCAAGGAGAUCACUGGAACUACGUAUGAAGCUUAAAUGCUUUUGAACAGGACACAGUUGUUCAAAGCACCAGUGUAGACGGAUUUAAGGUUUAGAAACAACAUGCACGUGGUCAUCCAGGAACUUAAAAGCACCACACUGCUGAGAGCCUCAGUUACCAUCCACGCUUAAUUGUAAAUUUAAGUUCCUGGCAUGAUAUUUUUCUCAAGCUCCCCCACCCCACCUGUCUGGGUUUAUUUUCCCUGCAGAUUCCUGGCAUUCACCAUGGUGGCUGUGUGCUGGAAGCUGCCCAUCUGCUUUCUCCUGUGCCAGGCGGUGUCAGGAGGAGCGGGGCGGGACGGGCACUACGUGGCGGCCGUGUACGAGCACGAGUCCAUCCUGAGCCCGGCCCCGGCGGCGCGGGUGGAGCGCCGCGCCGCGCUGCAGCUCAUGGGCCGCAACCUCGACAUCUAUGAGCAGCAGGUGCUGGCUGCUGCCAGGCAGGGGGCACAGAUCAUUGUUUUUCCUGAAGAUGGAAUCCAUGGCUUCAACUUCACCAGAAGCUCCAUUUACCCUUACCUGGAUUUCAUUCCGUAUUCACACCCUGGGAAGUGGAAUCCCUGCAGAGAGCCCUAUUUGUACAAUGACACAGAGGUCGUUCAGCGGCUGAGCUGCAUGGCCCUGCAGAACAAGAUCUUCCUGGUGGCCAACCUGGGCACCAAGCAGCCGUGCGAGCGCCGGGAGCCGCGGUGCCCGCCCGACGGGCGCUUCCAGUUCAACACCAACGUGGCGCUGGGCGCGGACGGCGCGCUGCUGGCCACCUACCGCAAGCACAACCUGUACUUCGAGAGCGCCUUCGACACCCCUGCCCAGCCAGACCACGCACUCUUUGACACCCCUUUUGCUGGCACGUUUGGCAUGUUCACGUGCUUUGAUAUACUCUUCUAUGAGCCUGCAGUGAGCCUCAUCAGACAGUACAAUUUGAAGCAAAUUGUUUACCCAACUGCCUGGAUGAACCAGCUCCCGCUCCUGUCUGCUGUAGAGUUCCAACAAGCUUUUUCAACAGCUUUCAAUGUCAAUAUUUUAGCAGCCAACAUCCACCACCCUACCUUGGGCAUGACAGGGAGUGGCAUAUACACUCCAGUCAAAUCAUUCAUCUAUCACAACAUGGAAAGUUAUGGUGGCAAGCUCAUAGUAGCAGAAAUUCCUGUGACUACUGCAGAUUAUAAAACCAAUUUAGAGAGUAAUGAAAGAUUUAGAGAGAACUUACAUGGCUCAUGCAGGACUUCUACAAGCACCUCACUGGAUGAUGAAGUUUGCUUUAAGGAGCAAGAAGAGACUGCUGGUGGAGUAUCUGAAAAAGGAGAAGGAAAGGAACAGUCACCUCCUUCCUUUUAUGCAGAAAUGAUGUAUGACAACUUCACUUUUGUUCCGUUAUGGGGGGAAAAGGGAGAGCUCCAGGUUUGUGCCAAUAGCCUUUGUUGUUACUUAAACUAUCAGAAAGCUGUUCUAACUGAUGAAUUAUAUGCUUUGGGAGUUUUUGAUGGGCUCCACACAGUGCAUGGCACAUACUAUGUCCAGGCCUGUGCCUUGGUGAAGUGUGGUGGGCUCAGCUUUAGCACUUGUGGACAGGAGGUCACGGAUGCCACUGCUCUGAUAGAUUUCCAGCUAUGGGGAAAUAUGAGCACCCCUUACAUCUUUCCUUUGCUGCUGACAUCUGGUAUUACCUUGGACUUUGCUGAUCACAUGGGCUGGAAGAACAACCACUAUUUCCUCAGCAAAAAUAGAACAUCUGCUGGCCUCCUGACAGCUGCUCUCUAUGGACGAUGGUAUGAAAAGGACUAGCACAGAUACUAGACUGAGUCAGAAAACGACAGCCCAUAUGUUCAGAGUCUGUAUCUUAACAGAAAUUGUUAAAUAUCCAUAUUUGCUAGAGGUUCAGGUGUGUUUGUCCCAUCACUGCCUGAUUAGGUCCCACAUUUGGAAUAAUGGCUGUGAAUAAAGUCUGUACCCUGGUAACUUAUGUCCUACCAGGAGUGAAAGAACUGCCUUGCAAAGAUAAAGGCUUGCUGUGAUCUGGUGAGCUGAUUGAUACCAGAAAAUAACACUUCUCAUUUCAACUGAAUCUGUUCCUUUUAAUUUAAUCCUUUGAUUUUUGGGGGUCCUGGCUGGGAGUAUGGAAAUUAUUAGAAUGGAAAACUACUGCAAUGAAAAAACAAACAAAAGAAAGGGAAGGAAAACACAAAUAUUGUGCUUAACAUGGACAAGAUCAUGUAGGUAUAGAUACAUGUAGCUUUUAUGUGCUGAGGUUCUGAUCUCUGGUUAGGAUGUCAUGAUUGGUUUUUUUCUUAAGAGUCAAAAACUUCCAGCUGAAAUCAUUACCAUGGACUGGCCACUCAUCUGUAAUCCUGUUACACAUUUAACUGAAUGUUACAGUUGUAAACAUCUACAGAAUAGCUAAUCUGGGGAACAGGAUAUCAGUGACUGUGAAAACCUAGACUGCAGCAAGACACCAUUCACAAGAAAUUAUGUUCAAAGAAAACAUCAGCAUUAAAUGUCAGUGGCCAUGUUAUGUACUGUUUGAGUACUUUAACUUCCCUGUUUAAAAGAGCAGUCAUUUUAAGACUGUUUUGACUUUAAGACAUCUUACACACUGUUCAUUAAUUUAUUUAAGGGGAGUUAUGAAAAGCACAUAAUAAGCUGUGGGACAGCAAGGAUUUUGCAUCAGUGCUUCAUGUGCCAGAUGGCAGGUUUGUGCUGCUGAGUAAAACACACCAUUUUUUUCCAGAGCAAUAACUAGAUUAAGUGCUAUAGCUGUUCUACUGCAGUGCAGAAGCUGGGAAGAGAAUAUUCAAAGGUUAUUAAUUUGGGGUUACAUUCAGACGAGUUAAUGUAUUCUCAAGCAUUAUAAUUUUAUGGGGUCUUAUUGGUUAUUAUGACUUCAUCUGGGUAAUGGCUGUGAGUAAUGGAAUAAACACAACUGUUCCUUUGGUGA
Messenger RNA from Zonotrichia albicollis (white-throated sparrow), 6535 nucleotides. The record is from RefSeq and is a predicted model, not a curated record. Lineage: Eukaryota; Metazoa; Chordata; Aves; Passeriformes; Passerellidae.